Salvia hispanica is the source of this 2807-nucleotide messenger RNA. Its product is annotated as 65-kDa microtubule-associated protein 6. Gene Ontology annotation, molecular function: microtubule binding. Gene Ontology annotation, cellular component: spindle; cytoplasm. The record is from RefSeq and is a predicted model, not a curated record. NCBI's taxonomy places the organism in Eukaryota, Viridiplantae, Streptophyta, Magnoliopsida, Lamiales, Lamiaceae. Gene Ontology annotation, biological process: microtubule cytoskeleton organization.
AUUAGCAUAGAAUUCGCACAGAUCCACCUGCAUUUGCGCGCAAGUUAGCCAAAAUCACCACUGCCAUCAUCAUCAUCUUCUCCUUCUGUUUUCCACCUGCGUUAAAAGAGUAUUAAAAUGCAGCAAUAGUUGUGAUUGUGAUAGCUGUUGCCGCCUAAUAAUUGGGUUGGCGCUACCUCCUCCUCCUCCUUCAUUUCUUUUUAGUAGUACUCUUAUACCUAAUUUUUCCAAUUUUCUCCCUUUUCUAUAAACUAAUGAAAUUAAACAACUAGACGCAAACAAAAAAGUUUGUUUUCAUCCGCGGGGUUGGUAGUUGUGUGUUCAUUUGCGUUGAAUUUAGCUUCAGAUCUGUUAGCGGCAGAGAGAGAAGUGGAAAUGGUGGAGCAUAGUCUCUUUUUGGCUUCGCCUUUUAACAACACAUGUAAAGGAGACAGUGAGAGAAGGAGCCUUGAUGCUGCUGCGCUUUUUCCUUUUUAGCUGUGAAAGCUAAUAUUCUCUACCUUGCUUCUUCUUCAGGACUGUAAAGCUCAACCCUUUAAAACAUUAUUUUUUCCAAGGGUUUCUUUUGCCUUUUCUCCUUUGCUCUGUUUGCCUUCUGCACAUUGUUGAGUGGUGGUGGUGGUGGGAAGAAAUCUUAGAAAGGGAAGCGUUUAAUCAGUGGUGAAAAUGAUGACUGCUGCGUUUGGGAGUGAUUCCAUCAGUUUCCAUACAAGCAAUACUUGUAAUACUCUGCUCAAAGAACUUCAGCAACUAUGGACUGAAAUUGGGGAGACUCAAUCUGAUAAAGACCGCAUGUUAAUGGAGCUCGAAAGAGAGUGUUUGGAGGUAUACAGAAGAAAGGUUGAUGAGGCCGCAAAUGCCAAGGCUUGCCUUCAUCAAUCUAUUGCUUCCCUGGAAGCUGAGGUUGCAAUGCUUAUUGCAACUCUCGGGGAAAUCAACAUUAAUUCGCCGGUGCAGUCUGACAAGAAAGCCCAAUCUUUGAAAGGGAAACUAGCCUCAGUCAGACCGUUAGCGGAAGACCUAAAACUAAAGAAGGAGGAAAGGAUGAAACAAUUUGCAGAUAUCAAGUCACAAAUUGAGAAAAUUAGCGGCGAGAUCUCUGGUUAUGGCAGUACUGCCAGUUCCAUAAGUGCCUUGACUAUGGAAGAGCAAGACUUGUCAGUGAGAAAACUCACGGAACAUCAAUCAAAACUUCGUGUUCUUCAGAAAGAGAAGUCUGAGCGUCUCCAGAAAGUCAUGGAUUAUGUUAACGAAGUCCAUACUUUGUGUGGUGUCCUCAGUAUAGAUUUUAGCCAAACUGUGAGUGAUAUUCACCCAAGCUUGCAUGGUUCAAGUAUGGGGCUUGUUACGAAUAUCAGCGACAGCACAUUGGAGGGACUUGAUCAAGCUGUCCUUAAGUUGAAAACAGAGAAAAAGUUCCGUCUUCAAAAGUUGAAAGAUGUUUCUGGGUCUCUCUUUGAACUCUGGAACUUGAUGGACACAUCGAAAGAAGACAAGGCUAGCUUACUGAGAAUUACUUCUGUCCUUGGUUUGUCAGAAUCAGAAAUUGUGCAACCAGGCGCUCUUUCGCCGGAGAUAGUUCAGCAGGUAUCGGCAGAGGUUGAGAGGCUCACAAAACUAAAAACAAGUAGGUUGAAGGAACUUGUGCUGAAGAAGAGGUCGGAGUUGGAAGAUAUUUGUUGUAAAAUUCAUAUUCAACCAGAUCAAAGCACAGCUGCUGAAAAAACCAGUGCAUUGAUUGAUUCAGGCUUGGUGGAUCCAAGUGAGCUCUUAGCUAACAUCGAGGCACAAAUAUGUAAAGUCAAAGACGAAGCUUUAAGCCGCAAAGAAAUAAUGGAAAAGAUAGACCGGUGGCUUUCUGCAUGUGAUGAGGAAAAGUGGCUUGAAGAUUAUAACCUUGAUCACAAUCGUUACAGUGCUGGAAGAGGUGCACAUAUAAACCUUAAGCGCGCAGAGCGAGCCAGGAUCAUGAUAAAUAAGAUUCCAGGUGUGGUUGACAAUCUAAUUAGCAGGACUCUUGCAUGGGAGAAGGAGAAACAGAAACUGUUUCUUUAUGAUGGAGUGCGUUUGGUGUCAAUUUUGGAGGACUACAAACAAGCCAGACGACUCAAGGAAGAGGAGAAGAAGAGAGCUCGGGAUCAGAAGAAACUGCAAGAUAUGCUACAUACUGAGAUAGAAUCUAUAUAUGGGUCUAAGCCAAGUCCCAGGAGAAGCAACAGCUUCAGGAAUCAAAACGGUCAUCGAGCAUAUGGGAAUGGAUCGGUGACACCCUCGCCUCGUCGCAACUCAGUUGGUGCUGCAACUCCCGAGCUCCUUACACCACGUUCAUAUUCAGGACGCCAGAACGGCUAUUUCAAGGAAAUGAGAAGGCUCUCCACUGCACCUCUGAACUUUGUUGCUAUACCCAAAGAAGAUACCAUCUCAUUUUCCUCUAUUGGUGGCUCAGAGCCCGAGUCCCCUCCUCAAGUCUGAAAUGAUGCGGUGGAAUCGACAGAGGCUUGUCAAUAUAGGUGAUGCACACCAUCGUUUUAGCGUGUAUUUAACUUGCUUCUUGCUGAUUUAUGGAAGUGUGGGGUAGCAUAGUAUAGUGUUGCUUAUUAUAGGAAAUAGCUAAUUGCAAAUACUAGUGUAUUGUGCUGUCGAAUUAGGAGGGAGUUUUAUGUUAUUGGCGUUGGUUUGCUUGUAUAUAGGGCUUGCGGUUGUGGCCAGAGUUUUAUUUUUUUUAGAGUAAUCUGCUGAUAAAGAUGUUUGCGUUUUUGGAUUAUUGGUGUUUGCUUGGAAAGGUUAAAAAAUGCAAUUGCUCUAAA